CAGGAAGGAGAAGCAAAGAGAAAGAGAAGAAGAAGCUGCAGGUCUGCAGACAGGCAGUGGGACGAGGAGRCCAGCAGAUAUGGGUGAGUCUGCACUGUAAGAUCCUGUGUGAAGAUGAGUGGUGGGAAAAAGAAGAGUGGCUUUCAGAUCACCAGCGUCACCUCAGAUUCUUCCCAGCCCGCCUCUCCAGUCAGCCAGUCGUCACACAGCGUGGUCCGGAUCGUCCAAUCGGAUCCCUUCUCCAUCAGACACAUUCAGGGAAGCUCCUCCCAGCCGAACACUCCCUCCCUGAGGAGAAAAAACAUUUCCCACGAUGCCCCAGGGCAGGGAGCGGGCUGCGCUUCUAGGUUCAGGGUUGUGAGGCUGACAGGGGGAGGAUCUGGCCAAGGUGGGCGGAGCAAGUCAUAUAAGCGUGGAAGAUGGACAUGCAUGGAGUUUAUGGAGAGACCGGAACUGGCGGGGUUCAGGCGKGUGAUGGACAGCAUGAGACACGCCCAUUCGCUGGAGUCUUUGGAGAUGAUUGGUCGGGACAGCGAAAGGGGCGGAGUCCACUCUCAGGACACCACCCACAUUUUGGCUCAGCCGGUCAAUGGUACUGACGGGAUGGGGCUCGUUCUGAGGAGUGGGCCUCCAUCCCCAACACACCAAGAACCAGACGGCAUCCAGCUUCUUGACAGGGGAGGACCAAUCAGAGCGCAGGGUUUAGACUCCACCCCCAGUCCUGCUUCACCUCGCCCACAAAAUUUCCCCCGACCGUUACAGCUGGAAGUGGACGCCACAGGACGGUCUGUCCUCAGGAUGUCCCAGUCUUUACCCAGCUCCCCCCUGUCAGAACCGUACCACCCCACUCACUCACCCUCCCUGACCCCCAGUCACACUCUGUCACCCUUCAGCCUGGACCAGACCAUUUUCAGCCUUCAGGGGGACAGCAGUGCUUCCAGCAACAGCUACGCCAUCGACAACAAAAUUGAGCAGGCCAUGGACCUGGUUAAGAGUCACCUGAUGCUGGCGGUCCGUGAGGAGGUGGAGCUUCUGAGGGAGCAGAUCAGAGAGCUGCAGGAGAAGAACCAGCAGCUGGAGAGAGAGAACCACAUCCUGAGAGCGCUAACACACAACUACACAAUGUCUACACAACACAACAACAACGCAGCAUUCAUGUGACAUGACUAACUACUGCGAAACACCACACUCCAUCUGAUCAACAAAGUUUGUGAUGUAACACAAAAUAACAGUACACACCUAAACAAGUGCUUUCUGCUCAGCUGAUUGUCAAAGUAACAGGUUUAAACAGGACAGGAGCCUGGACACUACGACAACAGCUGUGACUGUAACAACGAAGAGUAGAGUGUAAGAAAUUAAUGAAGUCUAACUAAAAUAAAACAGACUGGUGUGUUUAAUUGAAUGUA
Messenger RNA from Austrofundulus limnaeus, 1406 nucleotides. RefSeq names its product TSC22 domain family protein 4. The record is from RefSeq and is a predicted model, not a curated record. Gene Ontology annotation, biological process: regulation of transcription by RNA polymerase II. The transcript is spliced from 5 exons. Bases 115 to 1161 code for a protein of 348 amino acids. Lineage: Eukaryota; Metazoa; Chordata; Actinopteri; Cyprinodontiformes; Rivulidae.